Messenger RNA from Arachis duranensis, 1119 nucleotides. RefSeq lists its product as uncharacterized. The record is from RefSeq and is a predicted model, not a curated record. NCBI's taxonomy places the organism in Eukaryota, Viridiplantae, Streptophyta, Magnoliopsida, Fabales, Fabaceae. Bases 1 to 1119 code for a protein of 372 amino acids. The transcript has a single exon.
AUGGAAAAGAUGAUGAAGCAUCAAGAGAUAACCAGCAAGAACUAUGAAGCCUCAAUGAGAAACUUAGAAAGGCAGAUUGGACAACUGUCCAAGCAAGCAGUAAUUGAAAGACCAACCAGUUCACUCCCAAGUGAUACCAUUCCUAAUCCUAAAGAAGAAUGCAAGGCUAUCCAAUUGAGGAGUGGAAGAACUUUGGUGAAUGACAAAGAAGCCACCAAGAAGCCAACAAAAGAUGACAAGACCAGCAGUAAAGAGCAAGUGACAAUUGAAGAAAAGAACCAAGAGAAGCUCAAGGAGAAAGUGGAACCUCAAGCUUCAAAGAAGGGGAAGCAAAUCAUGGAGGAGCCAUCACAAGAACAGAGGACAAUGGUGAAGACAUACACUCCCGCUAUUCCAUACCCUCAAAGGUUUAACAAGGAGAUCAAAAACCAACAAUUCCCUAAGUUCUUAGAGGUAUUCAAGAAGCUAAAGAUUAAUAUUUCACUUGCUGAAGCUCUAGAACAAAUGCCUCUAUAUGCUAAAUUCCUCAAAGAGUUCAUCAACAAGAAAAGGAGUUGGAAUGAGAAGGAGACGUUAAUUCUAACACAAGAAUGCAGCGUUGUCAUCCAAAGAGGCCUUCCUCCAAAGCUCAAAGAUCCAGGAAGCUUCAUCCUAUCCUGCACUAUAGGCAACAGAACAUUGGAUAAAGCUCUCUAUGACUUAGGAGCUAGUAUCAAUUUGAUGCCCCUCUCAUUAAUGAAAAAGCUUGCAAUAGAGAAAGUCAAGCCUACCAGAAUGUCACUCCAAAUGGCUGACAGAUCACUCAAGAUAGCAAAUGGGGUUGUGGAAAAUUUAUUAGUGAAGAUUGGAGAGUUCAUUUUCCCUACUGACUUUGUUAUCCUGGACAUGGAAGAAGAGGGACACAGUUCGAUUAUAUUGGGACGGCCUUUCUUAGCAACAGCAAGAGCCAUCAUUGAUGUGGAGAAAGGGGAGAUGACACUCAGGGUGCAUGAUGAAAAGAUGAUCAUCAAUGUCUUCAAGGCCAUGCAAUACCCUCUAGAGAAGGAGGGGCAUAUGAGAGUGGAGAUGAUAGAAGAAAUGGAGGAGGAGCUACUGGAAGAUGACAACCAGGAGGAAUAA